AUGUCGACCACGAGGCUACCUUGCAUCCCUUCUCUGCGGAAACAACAGCUUCACCUGGAAUUUGCAAGCUUGCGACGAGCUGCACCUCCUGGCCUCUAUGUGACCCUUGCGCCGGGAGAUCCAACUUUAUGGAGUGGAGUCGUCUUCGUGCGCUCUGGUCCAUAUGCCUCAGCUAUUCUUCGCUUCCAGAUCCGCUUCCCCGACACUUACCCUGAUCUUCCGCCUUUGGUCACAUUCGCGACCGAUGUUUUCCACCCUCUCAUUGUACCUCUUACCACAUAUACCUUCAGUACAGGCGCAGCCAGCGAUGACCCUGUCAGCGCCACCGACGAAGAGCGACUCCCACCCGGGGGAUUCAGCCUUCGCCAUGGCUUUCCCCAUUGGUUUGGUAGAGCCAAGAGGACUGACUUGGUGUCUGGAAAGUCGACCCGGAAUCUCAGCGGACAGUCGUUCAAGGUGACACCCGAGACAAGGUCUACGUCGGGUGAAGCAGAUACAAACAGUGUUGAAGCUUCAGACAGCACAGCUUCGACAGAGCAGCCGGCAGACCAAGUUCUUACAGACGACCUACCCACCCGUAUCUCGCAGACCCCUGUCGUGAUUCCUUCUCAUCAGCCGAGACCACAUGUGCCCGUUGCAGAGCUCCUGGCGUACGUUCGCUCAACCUUUGAGGACGAAGAGGUACUCGACUCUUUGCCCCAAGAUGCCGCAGGGAAUUCUGGUGCGUGGCAUGCAUGGAGAGCUCAUCGUCGAGGGACGCUCGGCGCGACUCGCUCAACAAGAGACAGCUCUCAGGCACGACUACCGGGAGAUUGGCAUUGGGACGGAAUUUGGGCACGGCGAGUUCGAGACGAGAUCGAGGCAAGCCGCUCAGAUGCUAUGCUCUUCGGAAACUCCACUCGAGGCGUGGGGGAAGAAACAAUCCGAUUUUCUCGAAUGGACGAAACCACGCGGGCCUUAGUUAAGGAACGGAUGAAGAUGACUAUAGCCGAAGUGACUAGCGAGAUCUAA
Molecule: messenger RNA, 1011 nt
Organism: Penicillium diatomitis
Lineage: Eukaryota; Fungi; Ascomycota; Eurotiomycetes; Eurotiales; Aspergillaceae
Product: putative ubiquitin-conjugating enzyme
Exons: 4
Coding region: 1-1011 (336 amino acids)
Source: RefSeq, a predicted model, not a curated record